ACAAAUUGUAGGGAUAAAAAACCUUGAAGAUCUUUUUACACUGCAGACCUGAUCUGAGAUGUACGGCAAAGAUUCAACAGAGUAAAGCAAGAGACAGAUCUUCUGGUAAGUGCGGCGGCCCCCCCACCCCGACUGAUCUCACCGGCGGUAAAAACGGCUUUUACCCCUCUGCCCAGCCUUGACUCAAUCGCUCAAUGCCAAGGCAUCCAUGCAUCCAUGCAUCCAUGCAUCCAUGCAUCCAUCCAUCCAUAGAUCACAUGUCCCAAAUAUACUAGUAUUAAUUACAUAAAGUGAAAUGGUGUAGCAUGGAGUAGACUCAGAGACGGGAUUGUUGUUGUAAUGUUUUUUUGGUAAGAAGUUGGCGUGGUAGAAACAACAAAACAAAACACACAACUCAGAAAGCCUCUCUCUCUCUCCUCUCUCUCUCUCUGUAUAUGUGAAGUGCAAAGAAAUUCAGGGGAAGAAACUUUGAACUUGAAAAGAAAGAAGGCUGCAAUUUAUCUCACUUGUCCUCCGGGCUGCUUGUUCGGUCUCUCAGAUUUUUUGCAUUACAGCGACAUGUGAAGGGAUUUCUGGCUUAAUAUCAAGCUUGUUAUGUGAAUCUCAGUUUAAUUAGUGGUGCAAAAAUGAAUGUUAAUGGACAUAUGGAAAUGCAUUACCUGGACACCGGCUAUCCUUACCAGCCUACUGAAGGCUUCAUGGGUUUCUUUGACGGUCUUGCUAAUGUACCGAUGAAUUAUGGUCACACCAUCCCGAUGCAUGAUCAGGAAACUGCAUACUGGUCAAUGAACAUGAGUUCAUACAAGUUUUUACCAUCUGGUCCGGGGAGUACUUCUUAUUACGGUACAUAUGAGGUAAAUGAUCAUUUACCAAGAAUGGACGUCAGCAGGAGGUCUUGGGAAUACCCUACAGUGACAAAUCCAGAAGAGCCUGCAACCUCCGACUCACAGCCAGAAGAGGACGCUGUCAUGGAAGCUCAAGCUGUGCCUGAAGAAUGUAUUCAGAAUCAGCAAAAUACAAAUACUUCCGAGCAGGUUGCAUGGCAAGAGGACAUUGAUCCUGAUAACAUGACCUAUGAGGAAUUACUUGACUUGGGUGAGGCAGUUGGCACUCAAAGCCGAGGUCUUUCUGACGAACUUAUUAGUUUGCUUCCAUCAUCAAAGUACAAGUGUGGAAACUUCUUUUUAAGAAAAAAAUCCGGAGAGAGGUGUGUGAUUUGCCAGAUGCAGUAUAAAAGAGGAGAUCGACAAAUCACAUUGCCAUGCAAACAUGUCUACCAUAGCGAAUGCAUCAGCAAAUGGCUCGGUAUCAACAAGGUAUGCCCAGUUUGCAACCUCGAGGUUUUCGGUGAGGAGUCAAGGCACUAGAGCAUCAAUUUCGUUUCCUAGCUGAAGCUGAAAUUUUAUCUUCCUUCCCUUUCAUAUAGUUUGGUUAUUUUUUCUUUGCCUAUACAUAAAGUAGUUGAAGACUAUGGUAAGACUGUGGUCCUCCCCCUUUAUCUCUUUCGUUUAACACGCUCCGGUGAAGUAGUAGAGAAAACAAACCCUAUAAUUCAACCUCCUGUAAGUGAAUAUGAGAUUCAAAUAAGAGAUAAAUUACCUGACAAAUUUAUAUUGUGCGUAAAAUCACUGAUUUGCGUCGAAGCUAGAGGUUUAGUUUAUUUGAGCUUUGUGUUAUUGAAAAUGUUGUUAUAUCAGAUUCAUGUCAAUUUAUUUAGUUAAUUUUGUAGUUUUGUAUGAUUGAUUGAAGACUUGAGGAGAUUGAGGUGGAUC
Malus domestica (apple) is the source of this 1772-nucleotide messenger RNA. Its product is annotated as E3 ubiquitin-protein ligase BIG BROTHER-like. Gene Ontology annotation, biological process: protein ubiquitination; negative regulation of organ growth. NCBI's taxonomy places the organism in Eukaryota, Viridiplantae, Streptophyta, Magnoliopsida, Rosales, Rosaceae. Gene Ontology annotation, molecular function: ubiquitin conjugating enzyme binding; ubiquitin-protein transferase activity. The record is from RefSeq and is a predicted model, not a curated record.